Molecule: messenger RNA, 4567 nt
Organism: Plasmodium vivax (malaria parasite P. vivax)
Lineage: Eukaryota; Apicomplexa; Aconoidasida; Haemosporida; Plasmodiidae
Product: P-type ATPase4, putative
Exons: 1
Coding region: 500-4567 (1355 amino acids)
Biological process (GO): sodium ion export across plasma membrane; potassium ion import across plasma membrane; proton transmembrane transport
Cellular component (GO): membrane
Molecular function (GO): ATP hydrolysis activity; ATP binding; P-type sodium:potassium-exchanging transporter activity
Source: RefSeq, a predicted model, not a curated record
AUAUAUAUUUCCCCACCGUUUAGCUUAUCCUAACGUAGUUGUACUUCCCCAACGUAUUUGUGUUCAUUGUGUAUGCGUAUAGUGGCGCGUUCGUCGCAGCGCUUUAUUUGCAACUUCGUAACUUCUUCGCAACUCUUUCCUCCCCUCCCGCUGUUGCGUGAUUCCCACGCGACGUGCAUAGGGAGGACCAUCCUGUGUGGCAGCCCGCCUGACAAAGGGAACACCAAAUUUGUGCGAAGCAGUGGAGAACACUCUUCCCCCCCCAGCCUAUACCACUCACGUAGGGCUACCAGCGAAGGGAAGACCCCAGAACCAGUGUGGGGGGCCCAUAAGAGUCAAUCCACUCUCUUAAGGAAGGAAAAAAUAAUAAUAAAAUAGAGCAGUAUUUUUAAGGGUUAUUUUAUCAUUAUCAUAUUAUAGUUAUUUUACCGCCAUUUUGUUGUUUUUUUUUUUCUUUCCUUUUUCCCCCCUUCCACCGUCCGUGUUUGCCUAAAAAGUUAUGAAUUCCGAGAACACCCAAAACGACUCAAACAGCAGUGAGCCAAAGGGAGGAACCGACAGCAAAAAAAAAAAAGAACACGAUGGAGUGAGCACCCCGAGGAAGAAGGCCGUUCCCCCUGCUGCCGGGGACGCCGACGGGCAGCGGGCGGGCCGCGAGCCCGAGCCGAAGCCGAAGCCGAAGCUUGAACCAGUGGAGGGAGCGGCGAAGCCAAAGGGGGAGGCGCCUAAACCGAAGGAAGAAGCGGCGAAGCCAAAGGAGGAAGCGGUGAAACCGAAAGAAGAGGCGGUGAAACCAAAGGAGGAAGUGGUGAAGCCAAAGGUAGAAGCAACCAAACCGACGGUAGAAACAGCCAAACCGAAGGUAGAAGCAACCAAACCGAAAGAAGAAAGGGCUAAGCCCAAGGUAGACGCAACCAAACCGAAGGAAGAAACGGCGAAGCCACAGGUAGAAGCGGCUAAACCCAAGGCCGAGGCAGCCAAACCGAAGGAAGAAACGGCGAAGCCCACGGUAGACGCGGCUAAACCCAAGGCAGAUGCAGCCAAACCCACGGCCGUGGCAGCCAAGCCGGCGGAGGAGGGGCAAAUCCCCGCGGGGUACAACCACGACGCGACGGAGAGCAUCGAAAACCUGUGCAGGGAAUUCGACCUGCAGGACCUGAAUGUAGGUCUCACAACAGAGCAAGUAAAAAUAAACCGAGAGAAGUACGGAGAGAAUUUCAUCGAAAAGGAUGAUGCAAUGCCCCUGUGGCUGAUUUUCCUCUCCCAGUAUUGCAGCCCUGUGGUGGUGCUCCUCCUCGUUGCCGCGCUGGCCAGUUUGAUCCUGAACGAACUUGUAGAAGGAAUAGCCAUCAUUAGUAUAGUUACGUUAAAUGCCUGUUUAGCAACUUAUAUGGAAAAAUCCUCAGGAGAUGCAAUCGCCAAAUUGGCAGAAAUGGCAUCCCCCCAAUGUACAGUCCUUCGAAAUGGGCAGAAGGUGGUGAUACCCUCGAGAGAAGUGGUCGUAGGGGACGUAGUAAUAAUCAACACGGGGGAUUCCAUCUCAGCUGAUUUAAGACUAACGGAAGUUAUUGAAUUGAAAACGAAUGAAAGUUUGCUUACAGGAGAGUCGGAAGAUAUUAAGAAGACUCUAACGCCAGAUGAUUACACCACCCCUUUUGCCACCAACUUAUGUUUCGCCACCACAUCUGUCACGAACGGUUCAGGCAAAGGGAUAGUUACCGCCACGGGGUUAAAUACCCAGGUGGGGAAAAUCGCCUCUCAAUUGAAACGAUCCAGUAAGGGAAGCAAAUUGACUCCCUUGCAAGUUGCUUUAAACAAAUUGGGAGGACUCAUAGGUCUCAUUGCCAUCAUCGUUUUGGUCUUCAUCAUCUCGUUAGCUGUACUGAUUAAUUAUAGAGACCCAGCACAUGCGGACAAGGAUCCCAUCCUCGUCAUCAUUAUAAUUGGCGUCGGCUUUGCCGUUUCAUCCGUUCCGGAGGGAUUGCCCAUGGUGGUAACGAUCACCCUUUCAGCGGGGGCAAAGGAUAUGGUGCGAAAGAAUGCCAACGUGAGAAAGCUACCCGCCGUAGAAACGUUAGGAUGCUGCUCAGUCAUCUGCUCAGACAAAACGGGAACGCUCACGGAAGGGAAGAUGACGGCCAUCAACUUGGUAACGUUUGCAAAGAAUUCUACCCUAAGUGAUAAGAAUAAUAAGUUGACGAAAACGUUUGAUUUUUACCCCACGAAGGGAUUCGAACCGUAUGGUGGUCUCUUUGAUUCUAGCAAACUGACCAAUGAAUUAAAAAAAAAAAUUGUGAUUGCCAAGAAUCAGAGCAUAUCUUUUGAUUCCAUUCUGUACAAUUUUGGGAACCCAGAAAAUGAUUCCAUAGAUGUGAAGAAGACCAGGUCCCUCAUGUUUGCUGCGUAUCUGAAUUCGUAUGACACCACCCUGGCGAGGGAUCCUAAGACGUCCAAGUGGACCAUUCAUGGCAACAUGAGUGAGGGACCCAUAGUGGUAGCAGCGGCCAAGGCUGGCUAUAGCUUCGUCACCAACGGUAGCCACCAUUCGUAUGUAAAGGAGUACACACGAUUGGACGAUUUGGAAGUUACCUUCAAUUCGUCUAGGAAAAUGAAAAUUACCUUUUACAAGCUAAAGAAGGAGGAUACGUUUGAGUACAUCCAUUUGCAGAGGCCGGGCAAGAAGUUCACCCACAUUGCGCUCAUCAAGGGGGCCCCCGAUAAGCUGCUAGACAGAAGUACACACCUAUUGGAGGAAUCCCCCAAGGGACCCCAAAUCUGCUGGAGCGCCAAAAUUAGCGAAAGUGAGAAGGACGUUUUGGCCCAAAAGAAUUUGGAACUCUCGCAGAAGGCCCUCAGAGUCCUCGCCGUUUGCAUUAAACCGCUAACCAGUGACCACAUAGACAUGCUGAAAAGGUUAGACGAUGCGGAUGAAAGACUAAAAUUUGUCACGACGGAUGAGGAGAGCGGGUUCGUCCCCCUGGGGUACGUCGCCUCGUUCGACCCGCCCAGGCCCGGGGUGAAGGAAGCCAUCCAGACGUGUAGAGACGCGCAGGUGAAGGUCAUCAUGAUCACCGGUGAUCAGAAGCCCACGGCCAUUGCGAUUGGCAAGCUCAUCGGCUUGAUAGAGGAGGAGGGCCCAGGUCAAACGGGGGCCGCUCAAACGGGGGCCGCCACCGCUAACAUGCAGGCCAUCGAAUGCUCCGAGCUGCACAUCAACAAGAACCCGAACGAACCCGUCCUGCCGGACGACCAGCUAGACGCAUUCACAGACAAGAUUUUAAUCUACUCCAGGGCGCAGCCGGAGGACAAAAUCACCAUCGUGCAGUCCCUGAAGAGGAAAGGCUACCUAGUGGCCAUGACAGGAGAUGGAGUGAACGACGCGCCAGCUUUGAAAGCAGCGGACAUAGGAGUAGCGAUGGGAAUAAACGGAACGGAGGUAGCCAAAGGAGCAUCGGAGAUGAUUCUAAUUGAUGACAAUUUCUGCACAGUAGUUAGCGCCAUAGAUGUAGGAAGAACCAUCUUUUCAAAUAUCCAGAAAUUUGUUUGCUUCUUAUUGGGCACGAACAUAGGAGAAAUACUUUACCUGUCUAUCGCCAUCGCAGCUCAGAUGCCCUUCCCAUUGGAAGCACUUCAAAUCUUAUUCUUAAAUUUGAUGACUGAUGGAUGCCCAGCAGUUGCUCUAUCGAGAGAGCCACCUAACCACGACAAUAUGAAGACGCCCCCCAGACCGAAGAAGCAACCUAUAAUGACUAAGAAGUGGUGGUUCUAUGGAAUCAUUCCGCACACCAUUUUUGAAGCCUUAUGUGUUCUACUGUCCUUAGCAUUUUCUCUUUACAUCUGCACAGGUAGUUACACCCUAAAUGAUAUCCACAACUCCUGCAGAACGGUCACCCUCACAGAUGAUUCCAAUCCGCUCACCAAACAUGAGUAUAAAUAUUUCUGCAGUACGUAUGAGUAUAGAGUUUCCCCAGAUUACGUGGGAUGGGUUACCAACGUGAAUUUCUGGCACCCUGAGAAGAAAAGAACCGUCACCUUUUGGGGAGCUGCAAAGGGAAAGGUACCCAAUAUAAGUCCCAAGAUGAGGGAAAUCCAUCCGGACAUCCGAACCAUAAUGGAAGAUGGUUGCCCAGAUUAUUUAGAAGAAGAUGACUUUGGAUGGUGUAAACCAAAGGAAGAUACUCUUGUUAAGGAAAAGGAAGAAAACAUAGCUGGGGUGUUUCGUAAAAAUUUUGAAGACGUUGCUUCUAAGGGAUCUAAGAGAGGUAGGACCAUGGCAUUUAUUUCUGCCGUUUGGUGUGAGAUGUUGAGAGCUUAUACGGUUCGAAGCUGGGAGCCCUUUUACAAAGUGUUUAAUAGAAACAUGUGGAUGCAUUUGGCUUGUAGCAUUUCCGCCACCUUGACAUUCCUGGCCACGUGCAUUCCGGGAAUCACCUCCGUGCUGAACACCACUUGCUUGCUCUGGUGGCAGUACCUGUUUGGCAUUUCCUGGGCCGUCCUCAACAUGCUGCUCGACGAGGUGGUGCCCAAGGUCCUCUACCGCAGGAGGUACAUGUCGGUGAAGAAGUGA